This is a messenger RNA of Labrus bergylta (ballan wrasse), 6383 nucleotides long. RefSeq names its product solute carrier family 26 member 2 (gene slc26a2). NCBI's taxonomy places the organism in Eukaryota, Metazoa, Chordata, Actinopteri, Labriformes, Labridae. The record is from RefSeq and is a predicted model, not a curated record. Gene Ontology annotation, cellular component: plasma membrane. Gene Ontology annotation, molecular function: oxalate transmembrane transporter activity; bicarbonate transmembrane transporter activity; chloride transmembrane transporter activity. Gene Ontology annotation, biological process: transmembrane transport.
AAGCAACACAGAGAGAGAGGAGAGAGAGACGGGUGUAAAAUGAAUUUGAAGCGGAGUGAGCCUCGGCCGUCUGAACACCUCGCUGUCACCGUGAAGUAAAGGACGGCUUGUUCGAGCUCCGGUAAGAGCUCGAUCAUGACUCUUGGCGAUGACUUCCGCGCAACAGCAGAAGACGGAGCCGAGAGCGGCCAGAUGCAGCCUCUCAUACUGGAAAGAGUGGAGAAAGACACGGACAAAACCUGCAAAUCCAAAGUGUCGCGUCGGCUGAAGAAAUGCUGCUCUUGCACACCAAAGAAAGCUAAAUCCAAACUACUUGGCUUUGUGCCGAUUCUGAAGUGGCUGCCUCACUACCAGCUCAGGGAAUGGAUUUUGGGAGAUAUCAUGUCAGGUCUUAUUGUAGGCAUCCUAUUGGUCCCACAGUCCAUAGCGUACUCCCUGUUGGCCAGUCAGGACCCCGUAUACGGUCUCUACACGUCCUUUUUCGCCUCCAUCAUCUACACUCUCUUAGGCACUUCCAAACACAUCUCGGUGGGGAUCUUUGGGGUGCUCUGCCUGCUCGUAGGUCAGGUUGUUGAUAGGGAGUUAGCUCUGGCAGGAUACCUCACAGAAAAAACUCAUGAUGGUAACGUCAGCGGGAUCCUGCUGGGUGUUCAGGGGAACAGCAGCGUUGGGAUGGAGUGUGACAGCUGCUAUGCAAUCACAGUGGGCGCUACAGUCACCUUUACUGCUGGAGUUUACCAGGUGGUCAUGGGUAUUUUCCAGGUAGGCUUUGUCUCCGUCUAUCUCUCAGACUCCCUUCUGAGCGGCUUCGCUACAGGAGCCUCCCUGACCAUCCUCACUUCCCAGUUCAAGUACCUCCUGGGUCUAAAGAUCCCCAGACCCCAGGGCUGGUUUACUCUGUUUAAGACCUGGUACAACAUAAUCAUCAACCUGGGAAACACCAAUAUCUGUGAUUUGGUGACAAGUCUGGUGUGUUUGCUGAUGCUGAUACCUACCAAGGAGCUCAACGAUCGCUUCAAAUCCAAGCUAAAGGCUCCAAUUCCCUUUGAACUCUUUGUUGUGAUAAUUGCAACACUGGCUUCUCAUUUUGGUCACUUCAAUGCUGAUUACGGAUCCGGAGUUGCUGGUGAAAUCCCGACAGGCUUCCUCCCUCCCAAAAUGCCCAUGUGGUCUCUGAUCCCCAGUGUGGCUGUGGACGCCUUCUCCAUUGCCAUCGUAGGGUUCGCCAUCACCGUCUCACUGUCUGAGAUGUUUGCCAAGAAGCAUGGUUACACUGUUGAUGCCAACCAGGAGAUGUACGCCAUUGGCUUCUGCAACAUCCUGCCAUCGUUCUUCCGCUGCUUUACCACCAGCGCUGCUCUGACAAAGACCCUGGUGAAGGAGUCAACGGGGUGCCAGACUCAGGUGUCUGGGCUGGUCACCUCCCUCGUCCUGCUGCUGGUGCUGCUGGUUAUCGCACCGCUCUUCUAUUCCCUUCAAAAAUGUGUGUUAGCUGUCAUCAUCGUGGUUAACCUCCGCGGAGCUUUACGAAAGUUCACAGACGUUCCCCGCAUGUGGCGCAUCAACCGCGUCGAUACAGCGAUCUGGUUGACCACCAUGGCAACCUCUGCGCUGGUCAACACCGAGCUGGGUCUUCUCGUGGGGGUUUUGGUGUCAGCCUUCUGCGUCCUGGGCCGAACCCAGCAGGCCCAGGUCCUGGAACUCGGCUGUGCUUCAACCAGGGAGCAUUACGAGGACCUGUCAUCUUACCACGGCCUCCGAACACAUCCUGGAGUGGCCGUUUUUAGAUAUGACGCUCCAAUUUAUUAUGCAAACCAGACACUGUUCAAAAAGUCUCUGUACAGGUGUGUCGGGCUUGAUCCUGUGAAGGAGAAAAGCCGACGUAUUAAGUUCAACAAGAAAAACAAACAGCUGGAAGAGGGCAAAGGAGUCCCAAAGGUGAAGUCUGAGGAGAAGGAGGCGGCGGAUAAAGAGGAUAAGGCUGAAGAUGGUGCAACUGUAACGCUGAUGCUCAAUAAUAAGUCACACAGCUUACGCAGCUUGGUGAUUGACUGCAGCUCUGUCUUGUUUUUAGACACAGCUGGAGUAAACGCUCUCAAAGAAGUCCGUAAAGAUUACGGAGAACUUGGGAUCAAAGUUGUGCUGGCUCAGUGUAACGCUGCAGUACUGGACGAUCUGGAAAGAGGAGGAUACUAUGAUGAUAAAGGUCCUGAUGGAGGGGAGAACAAAAUCAUAUUCUUCACUAUCACAGAUGCCGUCCACCAUGUCAAAACCUUUUCGGCUCCUAAUGGAGAUUAUGACAGCCAGUGCUGAGAAGACAAUCUGUCAAAUACAAUAUGUUCACAUGUAUCUCAAACAAUGCAGAGGAUAAGAACAGGUUUGCCAUUGUGCCUUGUAAUGCUUCAGUGAUUGCUGGAGUCCUGCACCGUCAAUCAUAAUUGCAGGAGAAAACUAUUUGCUUAAUGUUACAGCAUCGCAAAUGCUAACUGUAAGUCUUCUAUAUAGAAAUGUAACCAGACUACACGAUGUAGUGCCUAUGCUAAAAGUGAAACCUCAAAAAAGGAUAAUUUUGUACUUCCUUUACAAAACGAUACACCAUAUUAUCCCCUUGGGGAAAUUUUAAGCAACAUCUCCAUUUUUGCACAUAAAUACCAAAACUAGAUCAUUAACAAUCCCCAGUCACAUUGAGUAAGGAUAUGAAAUAUUGAUAGUCAUGACUGAUAUGAUAUGAAAUUUUGGCACCAAGAUGUCAGAUGUUUCAAUGGCAGUACAGCUGUCUAAAUCCCAAACUACUGUAAGACACAAUGAUGUGUUACAAUUAUAGAGCUCUUGUAUUCCACAAAAAAGUAUCGUAUUUCUCUCGUGCAGCCUUUGCCUGUAAAUCAUAACGUGCAUGAGCUAACUGUCAUUACUUGGGUCAGAAAACAGCAUGUCUGUUGUGUGUCAGUCAGGAUAUCUGCACAAAAAACUAAGAAAAAAGGUUUUUCAAGGGAACUUUUGAACGACUGGAGAAUUCACUGAAGUUUAAGAUGAGGUCGUGGAUUCAACUGAAAGAAGGUUAUUCUUGAACAAAAGUCAUGGAUCUUAAUCCACAUGCUGUUAUUAAGUGUUUACUUUGUAACAAACAGCCACAUUGUGCCUGCACAGAAACUUAUUCUUACAGUACCUCAUAACGCUGUUAUCCUUCAUACCAAUGAUAAUCCAGGCCGUGAGAUUAUUUUUCCCUGUGGGAAAGACCCGGUCAUGUUUACAAAGCCAUAAAACUGUUGAAUGUUUAAAAUAUAGAAUAUAGACUUUAAAGAGAGGUGAAAAUACAAUCUGAGAAACAAAGGUCGGAGUGCUGGAGAUUAUUCUAGAGAGCUCCACCAGCUCAUGGUGGACCUUCCUCUUUUUACAAUCAUUUCAUAGUUUUUGUUUUGUGUGUAUCUUUAGUCAUUUACUAAAGAACAAGUGUCAUGUUCUUCAUGUGGGAGAUUACUAUUUGGAACAAAUGUCCAUAGCUGUUAUUUUAUAUCUGUGGUGUUUUUUAUAAACUGGUAUGAACCUUGUUUUUCACUUUGAUGAAGUACUUUUAUGAACUUUGUCCUCGAUCCCCGUUUACUGAGGGAGGCAACUCGCAUAGCUUUAACCUAUGUCAUUUAGAUUAGUAUAUAUACAAUUAACAACAUUUUUUUUACUAUUGUGCAGUGAGUGCCAUGUGAGUUAAUCUGCAAAAAACGUGCUUGAUUAGGUUUCAUCUGUUUUAAUGUUGAAUUAUUUCUGUCCCUAUCCUUUGUUGUUACGGCCUUAAUGAACACAGGUCCUUUAAAGGUUCCUACAGAUAACAGAUGCCUAAUGUGCCUUAAGGUGUAUCAAUACAGCAAACAGGAGGGAACAAGAAUGUUAGUUGAGUAAACAUGUAAAAAUAUGAAAACAGUGGAGUUUUCAAAUGAAUAAGAACGGCCUUGCCCUUUUUAAGAAGAAGACAAUUAAAUUAUUGGCUGGACCUAAAAAAGCACAAAAUGUAAAAAAAAAAGUUUUGUUGGUUUAAAAAAAAAAAAAAAAACUCCUUCUGACGAGCACCCUCAGCAUGAAUGCAAAAAGGGGAAGGAUUCUCUUUCCUCAUAUUUGGAACUGUCUUUGCUGAAGGGGGUUUGAGGUUUUAGGAGGAGCAACUUCUUAACACCAGAAAAAAAAAAAAACUGACGGUGUUCAGGAGCUUGAUAAAAUUGUUUUGCCCAAGACAUGUGCAAGUCAAACACAGUCACAGGGGAUUUCAGUAUGGCCCUUUGACUUGACUUUAAUUCUGAAAACGAAGACUGUGAACCAAAGAGGAGAAAACAUUCUGACAUGGAGGUUGAACAUUUUUCUCUCUCUUUCAAACAUAAGGGAGAGUGAAAUCGUGUUGGAAAUUAAAUGAGCAGAGACUCAAAUUGUGUCAUUAUUAGCUAUGUAGUUAUGUUUAUGUAAAGCACAAAGCAGUUACAAAGUAUGCCUUUAUUUUAAAUAGCAGUGACAUAUUACACUACCUAAUUGAAUCAAAAGCUUUCAACUGUGAUCGAUUGUUUUAGUGUAUUGUAGUUUGCUUUUUGUUCUAUUAAACCAAAAUGUAACUCAGCAAAGCCAUACCCCCAAAAACGAGAAGUUUUCCAAUGUGUUCCAAUAUUUAAUUAUCAAGUUAUUAAAACAAAGGACAUUGUAAUAUAUACACAUAUCUUUCCUGUAAAACACAACUUCAGCAUUUUUUAAAAUCAUCAGUAUAUGCCAAUUUUAAAUAUAUAUAUAUAUAUAUAUAUAUAUAUGUCUUGUACUUAGAGGAUGCUUUACUUAGGUUUCAUCAGCGCUUCGAUAAAAUUAGAAAAAUUAUCAUUUGCCUUAAUAAUCAGUUUGUUCCUUUUUGUAUGGUGUGUCCAGUCAUGUUGGACUGGAUGGCUUUUGUCUAUGUUGUGAUUCUAUGGGUCAAAGAUAAUCAGAACCUGUUUUACUGAAUGUAUUUCUAUAAUUUAUAUUUGUUAUUUAAGUUAAUUCAGAUCUCCAUUGUCAAGCCAAAAAGCACCAGGUCUACUGAAGCAUUUCCCACGUGCUACUGUACACACAGUGAAUAUGUUUGUUUGUCAAUGACUGAAUGCAGCUCUGUGUAUAAGAACCAGGCAGACAAUCAGAUACGCUGCUGCAGGAAUGUUGUUGUGCGUAACCGAGAUGUACGGACUUGCAAUCUGAUCUUUAGUUUCGACAGCAAUUAAACCCCACCCUUUAAAUAACCACCUCUACAAUGAAAGUGAAAAGACUAUUUGUACUGGAGCUCAGGGAAACAAACACAUCCCAUCCCACUUUGUAAAGUCAAAGUUCAUGUCUUUUUUUAAUUUUUUUUAAAUACGAUCAUCUCAGAUUGUCAUGUCUGGAGGCCAUCAGAAAUCGCCAUAUUGCUUUUAGAUCAUGUUAUCACCAGCACUUGUAACAAUAGAUAAAGUUUAGUUUAUAUGAACUUAGCCAUGUUUCAAACACUAAUAUGUGUCCCUAACCUGUCUUCAGACCCCCUUAUUAUAAGAAAAGUCCAUCCACUUUGUCUUUUGCCUGCUCCACUUUUCAGAAUUGUUCCCUUUGUGACAUCACAAAGGGCAGUAACACCUCCCCCAGGUGGGUGACACUCCCACAGCUAGGUGUUUGUUCAGCCUUCUCACUGUAUACAAUAGGCCAUGAUGCAAGAGAGCCCAAGCCCUUCCAGAGAGGGGGCGUGGUCAGACACAGCUCAUUUACAUUUAAAGCUACAGAUACAGAAACAGCCUGUUCUGAGCAGGGCUGAAAUAGAGGGGUUUAUAGACAUAUUCAAAUACAGGAUCAGAGUGGAUUUAGAACAAGAAACAUCACAGACAUGUUUUGGGGAGCUCUGAGAGUAAGUUGCACUGGUUGAGAAGGUUUUAUUCGAUCAUAACCUCAAAUUUUGAGGUUUCAUUUGGUGUGACUUGUCUGUAAAACUUGACCAUGCGACACAGAAUAACUUAUUUUGGGUUUGGGAUUUAUACGGUAUGAUGUGUUUCAUUGCUUGUGCUACAAAAUGAUUUUAUGUAGCUCCAUAAUACGAGGAGCACAUGAAAGGGAGUGAUGGCUUGAUGUUGCUGCAGGAGAAACUGUAAAAGUGCAUUUUAUUACACUGAACACAGCCUGUAGUUCAACAUGCACUGCCAUUAACAUUCAGAAGAUGUUUGUUUACAUUUUCAUUUCAGGAUUUCAGUCGCUUUUCUUAAGACAUUUUUUGUACUUAAUGCUAAUGUACAAUGUCGGUUUUAACAUUUAUAUUCUGAGCUGUCUGCAGAACACUGAUGCAAGGUUACAUGAAUGAUUAAUUUUCUCACAAACAGCCUUUGUCCAAUUUCCUUAUGUGAAAUAAAGUCAUUUUCCCAUGA